Messenger RNA from Strongylocentrotus purpuratus (purple sea urchin), 1602 nucleotides. RefSeq names its product gamma-aminobutyric acid type B receptor subunit 1. The coding region runs from base 55 to 1602 and encodes 515 amino acids. The transcript is spliced from 13 exons. Gene Ontology annotation, cellular component: membrane; G protein-coupled receptor heterodimeric complex. The record is from RefSeq and is a predicted model, not a curated record. Lineage: Eukaryota; Metazoa; Echinodermata; Echinoidea; Camarodonta; Strongylocentrotidae. Gene Ontology annotation, molecular function: G protein-coupled GABA receptor activity. Gene Ontology annotation, biological process: G protein-coupled receptor signaling pathway; gamma-aminobutyric acid signaling pathway.
GGUGUUGGGACCAGACUGUUGUUUGAGGCAGUGAAUUCUAACACGACCUACAUCAUGAUACUAGGAUCAGGAUGCUCUGAGGUGGCCAAGACGGUAUCACUGGCAGCAGAUCUCUGGAAUAUUGUACAGGUGUCUUAUUCUGCAUCCAGUCCAGCUUUAUCCAACCGUGAAGCUUACAUGUCAUUCUUCCGUACGAAUGUCGCCGAUUCUCUCUACAAUUACGCCCGAUUGGCGAUAAUAAAGCACUAUGGAUGGCAAAGAGUCGCCACACUUCACGAGAAUCAGGAAGCUUACUCUACGGCGGUGAAUCUGUUCAGUGAACUCCUGGCAACCAAUGGAAUCAAUCUGACUACUUCAGAGAGCUUUACAGUAGAACCAGGGGAACAGAUAGACAACCUAAAGGAGAAGGGAGCAUGGAUCAUUUUCGGCAACUUUCAGGAGGUCAUGGCGAGGAAGGUGUUCUGUGAGGCUUACAAGAAGAAGCUUUACGGUAAGAACUAUGCCUGGUUCCUACUUGGUAAAUACAGUCCUCGGUGGUGGGAGGUAGAUGAUAACAGUACUAGCUGCACUUCUCAACAGAUCUAUACUGCAUUGGAUGGUUAUAUCUUGACCGAUUCAGUCCCGAUGAGUCUUUACCCGGAUAGACCAACCAUCUCAGGACAUACAUCUGCGGAGAUUGCCGAGGUGUUCCGAACCCGAGCCGAGCAGGAUGGACUCGAUGAUGGACAUGUGACGUCAUAUGCAUCUGAUGCCUAUGAUGCAAUGUGGAGCAUUGCCCUUGCUUUAGAUCAGGCUACAAAAUCACCAAAUGAUGAUUCAGGCAAUGCUGCUGGUCCACUACACGAGUUUUCGUAUGAGACUCGAGAGACAAGAGAGCAUUUUAUCAAUACUCUCUCAACGCUCCAAUUUGAAGGCUUUUCGGGAUCUGUAAGUUUCACUGAUGCUGGUGAUCGUGAAGGACUAAUCGAGAUUCGUCAGGUCAUAGAUGGUGAGGAGACUGUAGUUGGACACUAUUCAUUCCAUGGUGAUGAACAGCUUGGGUCAGAUCUGAAUAUCACUGAUAUCCAAUGGCCAGGUGGCAGCCCUCCAAAAGAUGAGACGACAGAGAAGAUAGUGUUCAGCACGACCCCGAGGCUCUAUCUCUACGUAGCUGGUGGUCUAUGUGCUGCAGGUGUACUGUUCGCCUCUAUCUGUCUUUUAGCUACUAUCAUACUCUGGGAGAGAUCAGCCUUCUACCGAGCUUCUCCCUUAUUCCUGGUGCUAGGUCUGCUUGGCUGUAUAGGGAUGUACGUCUCCAUCUUCUUAAUGGGUGUAAGCAGUGACGUCAUCGGCCCUGAGAACCAGGUCUUACUAUGCACGGUUCGAUCUUGGACCAUGACUCUGAGUUUCUGUUUGGCCUACGGCGCCCUCUUCGCCAAGAUCUAUCGAGCUCAUAAACUACUCGUCUCUAAAGCAAAUCUGUGGAAGCCGGGAGGUCAUUUUCCAUUGAUGUUUCGGUCGCUGAUGUCUCUCUUUCUCUUCUGUGUGAUUGUCCUCAUCGUCUGGACCGUCUGGUUUCCGAUUCAACGAGAUGUCGUCUCAUCGGGAAACGAGGUAAGAUGA